This is a messenger RNA of Penicillium macrosclerotiorum, 1269 nucleotides long. Its product is annotated as RNA-DNA hybrid ribonuclease. Gene Ontology annotation, biological process: DNA replication, removal of RNA primer. NCBI's taxonomy places the organism in Eukaryota, Fungi, Ascomycota, Eurotiomycetes, Eurotiales, Aspergillaceae. The transcript is spliced from 6 exons. Bases 1 to 1269 code for a protein of 422 amino acids. Gene Ontology annotation, molecular function: RNA-DNA hybrid ribonuclease activity; nucleic acid binding. The record is from RefSeq and is a predicted model, not a curated record.
AUGAACGAAACUACCCCUUCGCCGAGCCCGGCGCCCGUGCCGAAAGCUUCUCCGCGGUCCAAACCGUCGCCCUCACCCACGGCCGGCACAAAGCGCAAGAGAACCGCCUCCGCAAAAUACUAUGCAGUUAAGAAGGGCACCAAGCCUGGGAUAUACUACUGCUGGAAUGAUUGCCUUGCUCAGAUUACGGGCUUCAAGGGAGCGAUCUUUCAAUCGUUCUUGACCUUCGAAGAUGCGAACGCCUUCCUGAGCGGCGCCAAAGUACCCUCCGCAAGCGCUUCCGCAAACGGUCCCGAGAACACGCGGUUUUACGGAAUCCAGCGCGGCCGAGUUCCUGGUGAAAUUCCCGACGCGCGAGGAAGCGCAAGAGUUCGUGAAUGCCGGCCAAGAACGGCCGCCUCCCCGGUCGGCUUUGGGGAUGUCGCAAAGGUUGCCGGCGCUCGCGGGAUGACGAGAGAAAACCCUAUGGAUCCCGAUGGGAUCGAAUACGCACCUGGAGAUGGUCCUUUACCGCAAGGUGCGGAAGAUGGGUUUGACCCGAAUGUGUUGCUAGAUCCAGCCACCGGCAAGAUCGUCUACAAAGCCCCCACUCAAAAGGCGGCCACAAAGACACAAGCCUCCGGAAUCCCUGGGAUGUUGAGAAUAUAUACCGAUGGUAGUUCAUUGCGGAAUGGCACCAAACUGGCUUCGGCUGGGGUUGGUGUGUUUUUUGGACCGGGCGACUCAAGUAGAAAUGUUUCCGAGCCGUUGAAAGGGAGCCGGCAGACAAACCAACGUGCCGAACUGACAGCUAUUCUGCGAGCUAUCGACAUCGCACCCCGCCAUCGGGAUGUAACGAUCUUCACAGACAGCCGGUAUGCGAUUGAUUGCGUGACCGUGUGGUUUAUCAAUUGGCGCCGCAACGACUGGAUGACCAAAGACAAGAAGCCUGUCGAGAAUCGUGACCUAGUUGAGUCUAUUUUGGUCAAAAUCGAGGAACGCAAUGAGCUCAAAGUCAAGACACUUUUUGAGUGGAUCAAGGGACAUAAUCGCGACCCUGGAAAUGAAGCUGCCGAUCGCCUGGCAGUCAAUGGAGCCCAGCAAGGCGUGAAGGAGAAGUCCCGGGCUUUGGCCAAUGAACGAGAAGUACAAGAGGAACUGGAUGAGCUGUACCUCACAUGGCGAACCCCCAGGUUCUACGGCGCCAAGAUCCACUCGGAACUUUUCGCCCUCCGCAAACCGUCCGGGUUCCUUUCUUUCGCAAGCAUCCUGCAAUCGUUUGACGUCUAA